AUCAUGAGUGUCCGGGGGCGGGUAGCUGCACAUCGAGCCAGGAAAGCCGCCCUGCUCCUUGUCAUCUUCCUCGCAGUGCAAGCGUACAUGGAGGUGGCCGCGGGUGCCACGGGGCCACAGGGCUGCCCGCCCGUGUGCUCCUGCAGUAACCAGCUGAGCAAGGUGGUGUGCACCCGUCGCGGCCUCACUCGUGUGCCUCCUGGCAUCCCUACCAACACCAGGCACCUGAACUUGAUGGAGAACGCGAUCGCGUCCGUGGAAGCCGACUCCUUCCGCCACCUCCAUCACCUGGAGGUUCUCCAGCUGGGCCGCAAUGCGAUCAGACAGAUAGAGGUAGGGGCAUUCAACGGGCUGACCAGCCUGAACACCCUGGAGCUCUUCGAUAACCGGCUAACAGUGGUUCCAAGCGGGGCCUUCGAGUACCUCUCCAAACUGAGGGAGUUGUGGCUCAGGAACAACCCCAUUGAGAGCAUCCCGUCGUACGCCUUCAACCGUGUACCCUCUCUCAUGCGUUUGGACCUGGGCGAGCUGCGAAAGCUUGAGUACAUUUCUGAUGGGGCUUUCGAAGGUCUGGUCAACCUCAAGUACCUUAACUUGGGAAUGUGCAACAUCCAAGGAGAAAUGCCUAACAUGACCCCGCUGAUAGCCCUGGAGGAGCUGGAGAUCUCUGAAAAUGUGUUCUCUGUGAUCAAGCCAAGCUCCUUCAGAGGACUGACUUCACUCAAAAAGCUCUGGAUUAUGAACUCUAACAUUGGGAUUAUUGAACGGAAUGCUUUCGAUGACCUGUCUUCUCUAGUGGACCUUAAUCUCGCCCACAACAACCUGAGUUCUCUACCCCAUGACCUCUUUUCCCCGCUGAAAUACCUGGGGGAGCUGCACCUCCACCAUAAUCCCUGGAACUGUGGCUGCGACUCAUUGUGGCUAGCAAGGUGGCUACGCGAGUACAUCCGCACAAACUCCACCUGCUGUGGCAGGUGCCAUUCCCCAGCACACAUGCGAGGCCGCCAGCUGGUGGACGUGGACCGGGGUGACACGGAUGCGAUGCAGUGUUCCGCACCCUUCAUUGCUAACGCUCCGAGAGACCUCAACAUCUCAGCGGAGCGAGUGGCGGAGUUCCGGUGUCGGACGGCAGCCAUGUCGUCGGUCCGUUGGCUUUUACCGAAUGGCACUGUACUGACACGUGCAUCCAGCCACCCACGGAUAACAGUGCUUAACGAUGGGACACUUAACUUCUCGAAUGUGCUAGUGAGUGACACGGGCAUGUACACCUGCAUGGUAUCCAACGCGGCCGGAAACUCCAACGCUUCAGCGUACCUUAACGUGAGUGCAGCCGAGCUCAACACGUCCAACCUCAGCUACUUCACCACAGUCACAGUGGAGGUACUCAGCCCGACGGCCAAGAUGACAAAAGCGAAGACGACGACAAGCUCGGCGGGUGCGAUCACAACCACCGCUUCGCCGUCAGUCUUUCAACCGGUCUUCAUCUCAACACCCACAGUAAUCAUUCAAAGCACUGGCAUACCACCAAGCCGCCCACCAGCCGUGCCAGCCUCAAAAGCGACAACGAGAAAGCCGUCCAAGCCUGCCGGUACCAGCCUGGACGACGAGAUGAAGACGACCAAGAUCAUCAUCGGCUGUUUUGUAGCUGUAACGCUGCUAGCGGCAAUCAUGCUAAUCGUGUUCUACAAACUGAGGAAAAGGCAUCAGCAAAAAAGUACAGUCGCAGCUGCUAAGACUGAAGAGAUUAUUCAGAUGGAUAAGGAGGACCUACCACCACCUGCCUCUGCUGCUAGUAUGCACGGGGAAAGAGGUGUGACCUUACCAGGCUUAAGAGACCAUAACAGCAUUCCCAAACUAGACUAUAUUCCACACCAAAUAGACUACAGCUUUCACAAAUUUGAACCAGACUGCAAAACCCACAAAACCAAAUCUGAUUUCACCAUCCACAUACCCAAACCCGGCUUCAGCACCUACAGCCCCAAUACGGAAUACAGUAUGGAGAUCCCUAAGACGGACUACACGUCACACAUGCACAAAUCAGAUUUUACCACGCAUACGACAGUAGAGUACAGCCCUCACAACCAAUCAACAGACUUCACUCACAGAUCACUGCCCGAUUAUCACAUACACAAAAAACCACCCCAGAGUUCCUACAGACCCGGAUAUACUCAUUCGCCCAACUACAAAUACCAGACCGUCAAACCACACUUCAGCCCUUUCGAAACCGAUUACAGCGUCCACAAACCAAAAAUGGACUACGCAUACACACCUGAUAGCACGUUCCACAAAGCUGCUACAAACUACAGCCCCUUGAAGAUAAAAUGCACUCCUAUUAAACCGGACUGCGGAACAUUUAAGAUGGAAUACAGCCCACUCAAAGCGGAAUACAUCAGCCACAAACUGGAUUUCAGCCCCCACAAGAGUAAAAUGGAUUACAGUCCCAAUAAGGACUACAGCCCGCGUAAGAUGGAAUUUAGCACUAUGAAGUACAACACCUACAAGCUUGGAGGACAUACGACCAAACGGACAGAAACUAACAGCAUCGGAAACUCUCUUUCCCGAACCUUGCCCAGUUCCAGCAGAGCCAUCACUGAGUCUUUUGUCUUAAAAAAACACACCAAGGAUAAAGUACAAGAGACACAAAUAUAGCCCUCAUAAACCUUGUCCUAGACACAAAGGCUUAACCCCCUCCCAAACACUCCAAGAUCUUCUCACUCGUACAAAGAAGGACUUUUUUUCUUAGUGUGCGACAACUAAGAAGUGAUUUUUGUUGUACAUGCUUAUAAAUAAAUGAAUACAUAUAUAUACAGAUAUAUGACAAAAAAAAAUAAGACUGUCAUCAAGAAGCAGCUUAUAUUAAAAAAUAAAUGAAACUAUUUUCUAACUUGUAAGUUCUAUUUAAAAAAAAAAUAGUUGUUUAAAGAUGCUGUCCUGAAUUUAAGAAUUGAGGGUAGUGUUGUUUUCAAAGGGCAUUCUGGGUGAUUUCUAAACCAUGCUAUUGAGAAUGCAGUGAAAUGAAACAUUUAUAUUGAGAAGUCUUUCUUUAUGAGGUUAAAAAAAGGCCCGUGUCAAUCUUUACAGAUUUAUCUUGUAAGCACCAUAAAUUUGUACUGUGCCAAAUGUUAU
Molecule: messenger RNA, 3126 nt
Organism: Trichomycterus rosablanca
Lineage: Eukaryota; Metazoa; Chordata; Actinopteri; Siluriformes; Trichomycteridae
Gene: lrrc4.1
Product: leucine rich repeat containing 4.1
Exons: 1
Coding region: 4-2649 (881 amino acids)
Biological process (GO): synaptic membrane adhesion; excitatory synapse assembly; modulation of chemical synaptic transmission
Cellular component (GO): plasma membrane; glutamatergic synapse; postsynaptic density membrane
Molecular function (GO): protein binding
Source: RefSeq, a predicted model, not a curated record